CUUGGAGGGUAUACAGAAAAAAAAAAGUAAAAAAAUAAAAAUCACUUCCUAAAUGGUAAAACAGCUUAGGAAUCUCGUGCAAGCUCUAUGGGGUCUUGCCUUCGGUUUAUUACAAAAAAAGAACAGAACAGCUCCUUCCCUCCGAGGAAUCUUCUCUUCCUCACAAUCUCACCAACUUCUCUCCUUCCUGUUGUCUAUCAAUCAUUAGUUUUUAUUUCUUUCGAACCUUAUCUUAACCAACCCCCAACAAUGGCCACGGCUGCUCUUCUCCCCUGAGCACCACCUACCCUUGCCUUUCUCGUAGCACCUUCCCAAGUUCAGGACAGGAUGGCCUCCUGUGCCUCGUCCCUCCUUGGCCUCCUGUCUUUCCUCAUUGUGGCGAGCAUAGCAUCAUCAUCAUCCUCUUCUAGGGGAAUCCGCCUCAGUAUUGUCCGAAAACCAUUCGCUGCUGUCCCUGUAUUCAGGGAGGCUCCAGCUUUCCGAAAUGGGGAUUGCUGUGGGCUUCAGAGAAUCCACAUUGUCAUGACUCUUGAUGCCAAUUACCUUAGAGGCACCAUGGCUGCCGUUUUAUCCAUCCUCCAACAUUCUACUUGCCCUGAAAACAUGGAGUUCCAUUUUCUCUGGUCACGUUUCGAGCGUGAGGUCUUCUCCAGCAUCAAAUCCACCUUCCCUUACCUUAAUUUCAAAUUUUACCGGUUUGAUUCCAACCGUGUUCGCGGCAAGAUAUCUAAAUCCAUUCGUCAGGCUCUAGACCAGCCUUUAAACUAUGCUAGAAUUUACCUUGCUGACAUUAUCCCAUCCGACGUUAAACGUGUGAUUUAUCUGGACUCUGAUCUUGUUGUUGUUGAUGAUAUUGCAAAAUUAUGGGAGGUUGAUUUAGAGGAAAAGGUUUUGGCUGCUCCAGAAUAUUGUCAUGCAAAUUUCACCAACUAUUUUUCUAAACUAUUUUGGCUUGAUCCUGUUUUGGCCAAGACUUUUCAUGGAAGAAGGCCUUGUUAUUUUAACACAGGAGUCAUGGUUGUGGAUGUGGAAAAGUGGAGGCAAGGAGGGAUUACACAGAAGGUUGAAGAGUGGAUGACAGUGCAAAAGCAAAAGAGAAUCUAUCAUUUAGGUUCAUUGCCGCCAUUUCUAUUGGUCUUGGCUGGGAACAUCAAAGGAGUUGACCAUCGAUGGAACCAGCAUGGAUUAGGGGGUGACAAUAUGGAAGGAAAGUGUAGGAGUUUGCACCCAGGACCUAUUAGUUUGCUUCAUUGGAGUGGGAAAGGGAAACCUUGGCUGAGGCUUGACUCAAGGAAACCAUGCAUUGUGGAUCAUCUCUGGGCUCCAUACGAUCUUUAUCGCUCAUCGAUGCAUGCUCUUGAAGAAUGAGGAUGGAGUCAGUGAGAAAAGGAAGGGGUUGGUGGUUUAGGAGAGCAAGAGGAGAUACACUAAUGGCUAAGAAGUCAAAUUUUUUAAAGAACUCUUCAAAAACAAA
Populus euphratica (Euphrates poplar) is the source of this 1474-nucleotide messenger RNA. RefSeq names its product probable galacturonosyltransferase-like 4. The transcript has a single exon. Bases 328 to 1368 code for a protein of 346 amino acids. NCBI's taxonomy places the organism in Eukaryota, Viridiplantae, Streptophyta, Magnoliopsida, Malpighiales, Salicaceae. Gene Ontology annotation, cellular component: Golgi apparatus. The record is from RefSeq and is a predicted model, not a curated record. Gene Ontology annotation, molecular function: glycosyltransferase activity.